This is a messenger RNA of Strongyloides ratti, 1650 nucleotides long. RefSeq names its product Protein-tyrosine phosphatase, receptor/non-receptor type domain and Protein-tyrosine/Dual specificity phosphatase domain and Protein-tyrosine phosphatase, catalytic domain-containing protein. Gene Ontology annotation, molecular function: protein tyrosine phosphatase activity. The coding region runs from base 1 to 1650 and encodes 549 amino acids. NCBI's taxonomy places the organism in Eukaryota, Metazoa, Nematoda, Chromadorea, Rhabditida, Strongyloididae. The record is from RefSeq and is a predicted model, not a curated record. Gene Ontology annotation, biological process: protein dephosphorylation. The transcript has a single exon.
AUGAAGAAUGAUUUUCCUCAAAAAAAUGUUCCUCUAAUACGAAAAAAAGUUGAUACUGAGAGGAAUCUUAAUACAAAGGAAAUAAAACCUAUAUCUAAUAAAAUUGUGACAAAUAAUAUAAAGCAAACUAAAAAAUGUUCAACAGAUAUAGGCUGGUUAUCAGAAAUGAGUAUUAUGCCUGAAUUAAACAAAAAUGUACCUCAAAUUAAAGUUGUUGAAAGUCAAAAAAAAGCUGUUAUGCCUCAAAAACAAGCACUCCCACUUGAAAUUAAAAAUGUCAUGCCUUUAACAAAGAUUUCUCCAUCUCCAACAAAUGUAUUAAAUCAAACUAAAAAAGUUAAAUCUCCAACAACUAAUAUUGUACCUUUAAUAAAUAUACCUUUAUUUACAGAAACUGUUUCUCCUAUCCAAAAAAAACCUAUACCUAUUCCACAAAAAAUAACUAAUUUAGGAGCAAAACUUGAAACUGAAACAGUUGUAAAAAAUAAAAAUACGGUUUGUGAUAGUGUAAAUAUAACUAAUAAUAAAGAAAUCAAAAUUACAAAAGCCAGAAACAAGUCUCAUUCAACCCCAAUAAAAAGAAAGACAACUACUUUUCUGCCUCUCUCAAAUAGACAAAAAACGAUACAAAUAAUUAAAAAUGCUCCGUCAACUAAAAGAAAUAUGACCUUUAAAGAAAUGGCUGAAAAAUUUACUUCUAUUAUUAUGAAAAAAGAAUUAAAAGGAUUAAAAGUAGAAUUUGAGACAAAUUUUUUAAAUUGUAAACUUCCUAAUAAUAUAUUAUAUCAGGAUUUACAAAAGAAUGAAAAUAAAAAUAUUACUCCAAAUGUGCCAUUAAUAGAUAAUACUAGAGUUGUUCUUAAGAAUAGUCCAAUCGAUAAUAAUUAUAUAAACGCAAAUUACGUGGCAACAGGCAAUAAUCGGCAAAGAUUAAUUUUGACUCAAUAUCCAAUGAAUAAUACUGUAGAAGAUUUUUUUCAAAUGAUUAUACAAGAAAAUGUUAAGUAUGUUAUUCAAUUAGCUAAUAUAGAUGAAUUAGGGGAUUCUUUAAAAGGAGCAGAAUAUAUUCCAAAAAAUAAGACAAUUAAUAUAAAGAAUAUUAAUAUAUUUAAUGUUAAUGAAACAAUUUCAAAGUUAGAUAAAAAUAUUAAAAUAACUGAAAUAAUGUUUAAAUGUAAUGGAAAAGAAUAUAAUUUCAAGCAUUUUCUUUGGAUUAAAUGGCCACAAAAAGGAUGUCCAAAUCCAUGGGAAUUAACAGCUAUUACUAUUUAUGAUUAUGUAUCAAAAUCAACUAGCCCAAUUUUAAUACAUUGUAGAAGUGGAAUAAGACGUAGUGGAAUAGUUGCGGCUAUUUUUAUGGCCAUAGACGAUUUUAAUACAUAUAAAAUGAAUGAAAAUAUGAUUGAUAUUGUUAAAAAUCUUCGCAAUUCUCGAGCAUUAUGUAUUAACAUAGUCGUUGAUUAUUACUUUUUACACUUGCAAUUAAUUCAUUAUUUUUUAAAAAAAAACUUUAUUAGUAAUUCACAACAAUUGAUGGAACUUAUGGAUGAUUAUGAUCCAGCUAACAAAAAACAAGCAGAAUUUGAAAAGAAGAAAUCUAAUGUUUCAGUCUAUGGAAAUAAUACGUUAGAAAUUAAGAAUAUACAAUAA